Messenger RNA from Vicia faba (fava bean), 318 nucleotides. Lineage: Eukaryota; Viridiplantae; Streptophyta; Magnoliopsida; Fabales; Fabaceae. The record is from the annotation of a GenBank genome assembly.
AUGACCACCGCGGCCAGACCCACAUGGGCUCCUGCUAAAGAUGGAAAUGAACAUGGCGGUACUCGAAUUUUCGGUCCUUCCCAGAAGUACUCCUCAAGAGACAUAGCCUCCCACACCACUCUCAAACCCAGAAAAGAUGGCCAGGAUACCCAGGAUGAAUUAAAGAGAAGAAACUUACGUGAUAAACUGGAUGAACAUGAUUCCGAUGUUGAAGUCAACAGUGUUGAUGACGAUGAAGAUGACACUGAAGCUUUGCUGGCUGAGCUUAAACAAAUAAAGAAGGGAAGGGCAGAGGAAAAGCUACACAAGGAACAAUAG